AUUUUGUUGUUUUGCUUGUACUGUUGCUUUGAUCUUCAGCUCUGGGUUUUUCGUGGGUUUCUAAUUUAGGAAUGUUUAAAUGAUAGUUGAAACUGUAUAACUGUCAUUUCAGCUGUUUUUUUUGUUAGGGUUCAUAUGCAGACGGGUUUUGGUUUUUUGGGUUUUUCUUUUUGCAUUCUUUGGUGUUAUACUGUGUAAUUAAGUUAUGGUUGAUGAGAUUAUAUUGUGGUUUGUGGGAUUAAAAGACUUGGGUUGACUUUAAUUUUGAGCCUCUGCUGCUGAUUUGAUCAUUUAGAGGGGUUCUUUUCCCCACUGAUGUUCCGGAAUAGAGAUUGUGAUAGAUAUAACAGCUGCAGAUCAAAUGCCAUCUCUAAGAAUGAAGGCCAAAUCCAGCAUGGGUUCUGUAAGAGAAAAAAAUGGUCUCCGUAUGUGUCAGAAGUCUAGCAUGAUUUGCAAAAGACCAUGCUCCCAUGUCAGGGUUUUCCAGCAAGGAGCUGAAUUUAGUACAUGUACUCAAAAUUCUCAUGAUGAUUCAUUAGACUUGGAAGUGGCUUCACAAGUUGUUGCAACCAAUGGAGCCAGUUCUCAGCAACUUAUUUUGGAUGAUGACAAUUCUGAGCUUCAGAAACAGCAUCCAGUUUUUUUUGAUUCUACGACUGUGGGAAGAAUGGAAUCUGCCGAAGCCUGUGCCUCAAACUUAGAGACAAUAUUCUCUCCUUUUCUGGAGCCAAUUGUAAUCCACACUGAACCAAAUAUUGACAAUGAUGCAGGGUGUAAUGAUGGCCCUGAAGUGCCAGCAUUAGGGGCUGAUGAAAGUGAUGAUAACAAAAGCUCGUUUGGCAGUCAAACAUGUAAUGUAUCAGAUUUCUUUAUAUCUGACAUGAUAAUUGCAAGCAUACCCUUUGAUGCAAAUGCUGUUGAUGAUAAUAUCUCUGGAACCAAUUCUUUUCCUGAUUUCAAGUGUUCUGAGCCAAGUAUGUUGUUUGAUGUGGCCGAGCAAUACAUGAUACUGCCUUUCCUCGAGGACACUGUCAAAGCAAAUGAUAUAAAUGAUGUUAAUUUCUGUGAAGAAGCCACGAUGGCUCAAGAUAAUGCUGGUUUAUAUGUAGCAAUUGAUCAGAUGAGAUCCUGCAUCCCGGAAUCUGAUGUUAACUCUGACUCGGAUCAAGCGGACGACUUCGAUCCACAGUCAUUUAUAAAAAAUUUACCAGAACUAUCUGAUGUUGUAUCAAGCUUUCGACCUGCUAUGGUGCCAAAGGAGGCUUGGAGAAGGAAGCCCGUAACCCUUGUGCUUGAUUUGGAUGAAACUCUCGUCCACUCUACACUAGAACAUUGUGAUAAUGCAGACUUCACCUUUACAGUAUUUUUCAACAUGAAAGAGCACACUGUGUAUGUAAAGCAGAGGCCUCACCUGCAGACAUUUUUGGAGAAAGUUGCAGAGAUGUUUGAAGUUGUCAUCUUUACUGCAAGCCAAAGUAUUUAUGCAGAACAAUUACUGGACAUAUUGGACCCACAUCAAAAGCUCAUAUCUCGGCGAGUGUAUCGUGAAUCAUGCAUUUUUUCAGAUGGAAGUUACACUAAAGAUUUGACAGUUUUAGGUGUUGAUCUUGCAAAAGUUGCUAUAAUUGAUAAUUCUCCACAGGUUUUCAGGCUGCAAGUGAAUAAUGGGAUUCCUAUUAAGAGUUGGUUUGAUGAUCCAUCUGAUUGUGCACUAAUUUCAUUACUUCCCUUCUUAGAGACUCUGGUUGAUGCUGAUGAUGUCCGUCCUAUCAUUGCCAAGAAAUUUGGUAACAAGGAAUAAGAGCACCUUGUUUUUCUCUGACUAGCUUUCAAUAUAGUUCCUUGUCCUUCUGUUUGCUUUAAGUGAAAUUUGGCCUCUAAUUAAAAACCCAAUUCUCUUUUCUCGUCAAAAUUAACCACAAAAUAAGCUAUAAUCUGUCUCAUUGUUGUGUCAGCUUUUUGUUGCUUGUUUCCUUUUCUUUCUCCUCUUGGUUGACAACCCUGUGGAGUGCUUUAUCUAAUUUUUUUUAGCAAAGGUAGUCAUAGAAAAUGUUUCUGUUUAUUUUAUUGUACAGUUGAAGUUCCAAUCAUAUAAGGCAUUGUAUAUGAAUUAUUACCUUGUGAAAUAUAAUUUUGCAGAUUCCUGUUUCUAUCUGUUUCUGCUGCUUAGUUAAUUAUCUUGUUUUUA
This is a messenger RNA of Theobroma cacao (cacao), 2188 nucleotides long. Lineage: Eukaryota; Viridiplantae; Streptophyta; Magnoliopsida; Malvales; Malvaceae. The record is from RefSeq and is a predicted model, not a curated record.